This is a messenger RNA of Osmerus eperlanus (European smelt), 3028 nucleotides long. RefSeq names its product SMG8 nonsense mediated mRNA decay factor (gene smg8). Gene Ontology annotation, biological process: nuclear-transcribed mRNA catabolic process, nonsense-mediated decay. Lineage: Eukaryota; Metazoa; Chordata; Actinopteri; Osmeriformes; Osmeridae. The transcript has 4 exons. The record is from RefSeq and is a predicted model, not a curated record. Bases 88 to 2916 code for a protein of 942 amino acids.
GGUAAAUUACAUCUGACGUUCCCGGAAGUGUUGGAUGUGCGCAGCUGUUAAUUGUCCGUGUUGCUUGCUAUUACAUUUACUGUAGGCAUGAACAUGGCUGCUCCCCUGAGUGUCGCUUCGCUCUUACAAUCGGAGGUUAUUGAAGAUGCUCUGUACAAAGAUGAAGGGCUAUGUGUCCUGGGUGUAUUUGGUAAAAGCGCAAUGCAACCCGGGUCACCAAAAGAAUCCCUUAUUAACACGCUGGCGGACAAGCACAUCUUCCCUCUCUUUGGUGGGAUCGACGAGACGGAAAUCCAGAGCGGUGGAAGUCUUAUACAGGCAUACUACAGCCAGGAAAAUCGCGUAUUGUAUUUAAUAAUGACAUCAGUGUGUGACAACCAACAGCUUCUGCGAGCUUGUGAGUCACUUAGUGCAGGAAUUGGACACUCUGAAGCGCACGAGUUCUGGAAAGGAGCAGAUAAACAGCACUGUCUGCAUCUGCUCUAUCUGUUCUCUCUUUGCCAUGUUCUUCUUCUUGUCCACCCUACGUGUUCGUUCGAUGUUUCUUAUGACAGAUUGUUCCGUGCUCUAGAUGCGUUUCGUCAAAAAGCUUUACCAUUACUGCGCGCUGCCAUCAAGGACUCUCCCAUAUCUAAAGAAUGGAAGUUGAACUGCCGCCCAUGUCCCCCACGUCUGCUCUUUGUAUUUCAAAUGAACGGAGCUAUGAGAGUUAGUGGUUCUGGUGGAAACGGCAUGGAUGCAGGUGGAAACCCAGACAAGCCGAAAAAGCACUCCCCACGUAGACGUCUUCAACACGCUCUGGAGGACCAAAUCUACCGCAUUUUCCGAAAAAGUCGAGUUCUCACUAACCAAAGCAGCAACUGCUUGUUCACUGUACCUGCAAAUCAGGCGUUUGUUUAUGUGAUACCAGGAGCAGAAGAGGACCCAGUGGGUGCUUUGCUGAGUCAAUUGCGUUCCAACUGUGCCCUGCGUGAAAAUGACACCAACACCUCUGUAUCUGGGCCAAGACGCUAUCAACAGAUGCGUCAUUCAGCAAGACAACCCUCUUUCACUGUGGAAAGCAGCAGUAUAUCACCGGGUGGUCAGUUAGUAGACUGCACUUUAAAAGAGUUCCUAUGGCAACAUGUAGAACUUGUACUUACCAAGAAAGGCUUUGAUGACAGUGUCGGUCGCAACCCACAGCCUUCGCACUUUGAACUGCCAACCUACUCCAAAUGGGCACAAGUAGCUUCUAGACUGUACCAGGUCAUGAUUGACAACACGGAAGAAGAAACCGCAGAGCUCGCAAUCAAAGUGCAGGCUCAGCUGAAAGUGCUGGAGGGGUUCCUCGAUGCAGACGCCAAGUUUUCAGAGAACAGGUGUCAAAAAGCAUUGCCAUUGGCCCACAGUGCUUACCAGUCCAACCUUCCCCACAAUUACACCACAACAGUCCACAAAAACCAGCUUGCUCUAGCCCUGAGGGUCUACAGCCAGCAUGCGCGAGGGGUCGCUUUCCAGCGCUACGCCUUGCAGCUGCACGAAGACUGCUACAAGUUCUGGAGCAACGGGCACCAGUUGUGCGAGGAGCGCAGCCUCACGGACCAACACUGUGUCCACAAGUUUCAUCUGCUUCCACAGCCAGGUGAGAAGCCUGAGAUGGACUGCAACCCUCCCGUACUCCACCACAACAGCAGGGGGCGAUCUACCAGCUCCUGCAACUGCGGCCGGAAGCAAGCGCCUCGCGAGGACCCCUUCGACAUCCAGGCUGCCAACUAUGACUUUUUUCAGAUGCUAGAGGAGAAAUGCUGUGGAAAGCUAGAGCGGAUCGAGUUCCCCGUCUUCCAACCAAGCACCCUCGACCCGGCCCCGGCAUGUGACGAUGCGCCCAUGCCCUCUGAGGGUUCUGGCCCGGCGUCAGGACCCUCGGAUGGGGAAAGGCUGAAGGAGAGGGAGCCCCCUGCUGCCGCCGCCACCACCACCACUACCACCACCACCACCCACUCCCAUACCCCAGGAGAAAGCACCAGCCUCAGCCUGGCCCUCAGCUUGGGCCAGUCCACAGAUAGCCUUGGGCCGUAUGGGGAUGGAGAGGGCAGCGAGGCCCAGGGCCCACAGAAGAGGCCCAGUCUGGUGGACCGCCAGCCCUCCACAGUAGAGUACCUACCAGGCAUGCUCCACUCAGGCUGCCCCAAGGGCUUGCUUCCCAAGUUCUCCAGCUGGUCCCUGGUCAAACUAGGCCCAGCGAAAGCCUACAACUGCCACACCGGUCUCGAACAACCCGGCUUCCUGCCUGGCUCGUCCUUCCUGCUGCCUUGGGACGUGGUGAUUCGUUCUCGGUCCGAGGAGGACGCGGGAUUGGCCGAGCCCCUGGACGGUAGCUCCUCCUCCUGGCCCGCCCCCAACAAGUCCCUGUCUGGGAAACGGGGAAGCGCCGGUGGACUGGGGCGGGGAAGACGACGAGACGACAUGGCCCGAGCCUUUGUGGGCUUCGAGUACGAGGACAGCAGAGGGCGCCGUUUCUUCAGCUCCGGGCCGGACAAGAUCGUGAAGGUGCUGGGACCGGGAGGAGCCAAGGAACCAGCGACGAGGACAUUGAAUACUGACAUGCCGCUCUAUAUACCCUCUCCUGCCCAGGGCCGGGGGCUGAAACCUCACUACGCCCAGCUGGCACGACUCUUUGUCGUGGUGCCAGACGCUCCUCUGGAGAUCACUCUCAACCCACAGGUGCAACCAGGCCCUCCUCCCUGCCCGGUGUUCCACCCUGAGCACACUGAACUUGUGCUCCCCCCUGAUGGCUUGUGGGUCUUACGGUUCCCCUACUCGUAUGUCACGGAGCGCGGCCCCUGCUACCCCCCGAAAGAGAACCAGACCCUCACCAACUACAAGGUGCUGCGGGGGGUCCUGCGCGCUAACACGGCUAGCGUCCCACAACAGUAACUCGGCUAAGCCCCGCGUGCAGCCAUCUCGCUGUUUGACAGGUUGAGUCUUUUUGUCUCCUGUUUGGUUCCUUCUCUGUGCUCUGUGAUGUCUGCUGUAGUUGCUUGGUAAC